Molecule: messenger RNA, 666 nt
Organism: Geodia barretti
Lineage: Eukaryota; Metazoa; Porifera; Demospongiae; Tetractinellida; Geodiidae
Source: the annotation of a GenBank genome assembly
CUGCGGAUCGAACUGGUUCCGUGCGGUGUGGAUUUGUCCCGAUUCCGCCCACUGGGCAAGGCGCGGGCAACCAAAGAACUGGGACUGAACGGCCACAAGAUUCUGCUGUGCGUGGGCCGGAUCGAAGCCCUCAAGGGCGUUGAUUUGCUGAUUCGCACUGCAGCUCAGCUGGAGUCUGACGACGUACAGGUAUUGGUGGUGGGAGCCGACGCCGACGGCGGCCAGGAAAUCGCCCGGCUGCAACAGAUGGCUGACGAUCUUAACGUCGGCGAUGCGAUCGAAUUCGUCGGCCGUGUGCCGCAGGAACGGCUGGCCUGGUACUACUCGGCAGCCGAUGUGUGUGUGGUGCCAUCCUUUUACGAAAGCUUUGGUAUGGCCGCACUGGAGAGCAUGGCGUGCGGCACGCCGGUGGUGGCUUCGCGCGUGGGGGGUUUGCCGACCAUCAUCCAGCAUGGGCGCACGGGCUACCUGAAAUCGUGGCGCUGCCCGGAGGCUUUCGCCACCUCUCUGGAAAUGAUAAUGGCCAACCAGAGCUUGCGCGACAGCAUGGGCAAGGCGGCGCGCCGCCGCGCCGAAUCCCUGGGCUGGGAUGCUAUCGCAGGUCGGAUGCUCGACCUGUACGGCCAACCGCGAUCGGUGGUUGACAACGGGAUUUCUGCUUCAUGA